Diabrotica balteata is the source of this 363-nucleotide messenger RNA. The record is from the annotation of a GenBank genome assembly. Lineage: Eukaryota; Metazoa; Arthropoda; Insecta; Coleoptera; Chrysomelidae.
AUGCAAAGUUUGUUUAGGAUAAUUAUUAGCAGGUGCAAUGAUAGGGAUGAUGAGGAUGAUGCUUUUAUAAUGUUGGUAAAUAAUGAUGUUACCAACAGAAAAAUAAAAAAAUUGGAAACAAAAAGGCCCUCAAAAGAAAUGCAGGUAACGAUAGCACGGCAACUAGGUUUGGAACCGACAACUGUAGGUAAUUUCUUCAUGAACGCGCGAAGAAGGUCUAUGGAUAAGUGGAAAGACGAGGACCCAAAAGCCGUUUCUCAGGCCAUGCUCCACCAACAACUAUCACCAGGAAUGGAUCAAGAUGAUCUGGAUCAGGACGGAGAUAUGGACAAUGAUAUGGAUGAUCAUGACGAUGUCUUGUGA